Doryrhamphus excisus (bluestripe pipefish) is the source of this 3502-nucleotide messenger RNA. The record is from RefSeq and is a predicted model, not a curated record. Lineage: Eukaryota; Metazoa; Chordata; Actinopteri; Syngnathiformes; Syngnathidae.
CCUGGAGGACCAGCACACGGAGUCGGGAUGCGGCUCCAACAUCCACCAGCGUGUGUAGUCGCAUGAGGCGGUUAAGGCGCCCCCACCCCGGCAUCACCCGGCAUCGUCCCGGCGUGGACGAGAGCGCGUAAAGGGCGGAAGUUCGGCGCUCGAUGAUGGCACGCUCCAUCACCGGCCGCCACUCGGCUUUAAAGUUGCACGUUCGAGUCCGGAGCUCCCACACUCCCGCGUCACGGUGAAUGGACCCGCGCGGCCACGAUGAGCUGCGACCUUUCCACGAUGACGAGGAGAUGCCUUCUCACUUUCAGGCCGUUCAGAAUCUUUGUGGUCGGGAUCGGCUUCUUCAGCCUGUGCUUUCUAAUGACCUCUCUCGGGGGCCAGUUCUCAGCCAAGCGACCCGCCGAGUCCCCCUUCGCCACGCGGGCCGAAGUAUUCGGGGCCCAGGAAUCCCGCAGCGUGCUAAGGAAGAUCAGCGACAUGCUGGAGGUCAUUCUGAAGAGGAUGGACGCUCUGUCCAGGUUGGGUAACUCCACUGAAACCCACAAGCUGGACGAGCUGGCCUCGGUCUUGGACAGGAUUCAGCCGAUGGGUCUGAUGGAGCGGAUCCAGGCCAUAGCCCAGAACAUGUCCGACAUGGCAGGGAGGGUGGAGCAGAUUCUGCAGCGCAGCGUUGCAAGCAAAAGAGCUAGAGAAGGAACAUUCGGGCAGUGUGACAUUCCCAAAGACCCUCGUUACCCAGACUGUCCCGGAAAGAUGGAUUGGAUGCGUGCCCGUUGGACCUCGGACCCGUGCUAUGCUUUUUACGGCGUCGACGGCUCGGACUGCUCCUUCCUCAUCUACCUGAGCGAGGUGGAGUGGUUCUGCCCCGCACUGGCCUGGAGGAACCAAACCGCAACGCCCACCUUCAAGCCCCCACCCAGGAAACAGGCCGCCUUCCGCUUUGACACGGGGGCUCUGCUGGAGCAGGUGGGCACCGGGAAGGAGUCGCUCAGCUUCAUGAGGAGACGCAUACGGAGGCUGGCGGCGCAGUGGGCUUCGGCCGCCCGACGGCUGGCUGACAAGCUGCGCGGCGGCCACUGGCGGGACGAGAAGCGGAUUCUUGUCCACGUGGGCUUCCUGACAGAGGAGUCCGGUGACGUGUUCAGCCCCAAGGUCCUGAAAGGAGGUCCUCUGGGGGAGAUGGUGCAGUGGGCCGACAUCCUCACAGCUCUCUAUGUGCUUGGACACGAGCUCAAGAUCUCCGUUUCCGUCAAGGAGCUGCAUGGGUUUCUGGGCGUCCCUCCUGGAAGAGGAAGCUGCCCCCUGACCGGGCCUCUGCCUUUCGACCUGAUCUACACGGACUACCACGGCCUGCAGCAGAUGAAGCAGCACAUGGGGCUGUCGCUGAAGAAGCACAAGUGCCGCGUCCGUGUCAUCGACACUUUCGGCACGGAGCCGGCGUACAACCACGAGGAGUACGCCACUCUGCACGGCUACAGGACCAACUGGGGCUACUGGAACCUCAACAGCCAACAGUACAUGACCAUGUUCCCUCACACCCCGGACAACUCCUUCAUGGGUUUUGUUGCCGAGGAGCUGAACGACACGGCCAGAAUGAACAUCCAAAGGAACAAAGUCCACAACAUGGCGGUCGUCUACGGCAAAGAGGCUAACAUGUGGAAGGGGAAGGAAACAUUCCUAUCCAUCCUGCAUCGCCACAUGGAGAUCCAUGGGACGGUGUACUACGAAACCCAGCGCCCUCCGGAGGUCCCCGCCUUUGUGAAGAACCACGGCCUUCUCCCUCAGCAGGAACUGCAGCAGCUCCUCAGAAGGGCCAAGCUGUUCAUCGGAUUUGGCUUCCCGUACGAAGGCCCCGCCCCUUUGGAGGCCAUCGCCAAUGGCUGCAUAUUUCUGCAGCCCAGGUUUAGUCCUCCUCACAGUUCUCUCAAUCACGACUUCUUCAGAGGGAAGCCAACGUCCAGGGAGGUGUCCUCUCAGCAUCCUUACGCGGAGCAGUACAUCGGCAGGCCGCAUGUCAUCACCAUCGACUUCAAUAACUCUGAUGAGUUUGACGCGGCCGUGCGUGACAUCAUGAGGACCAACGUGGAGCCCUUCCUUCCCUACGAGUACACGUGUGAGGGGAUGCUGGAGAGGAUCCAUGCCUACAUCCACAACCAGGACUUUUGUUCUCCCGAAGCUCCGUUUCCUCCAGUCAACUCCUCUCGGAUCUGGCAGGGCAGCCCGCUGGCUCCUUUCACGCUCCUGCCCAACUCCAGCAUCCUCACGUGGGCCUCCAACGCCACCUCCCACUCGUCCUGGCCGCCCCUCAGCGCCCUGCAGCUCCUGGCUUCGCUGCAGGGCCAGUCCUGUGUGAAGGCCUGCCAGGAUGUCGGCUUAAUCUGCGAACCCGCCUUGUACCGCUUCAUCAACAUAAAGGAGGCCUUCAAUGCGCUGGACUUCCAGUGUGCAGGGUUGGAGUCGGAGAUGAACCACCUCUUUCCCGCCUUCUCAGCAGAACAUGCGGAAUGCGGCCUCCAGCAGGACCCGCUGCUGUUCAGCUGCGCGGGCGCCAGUGCCAAAUACCAGCGGCUUUGCCCGUGUCGGGACUACCGAGACGGUCAGGUGGCGCUGUGCAGGGACUGCUUAUGACCAGGACAGGACAGGCCGACCCUGUUUUCCCGGAAGAUCUUCUUUGACGAGGUAGCUUGAAGUCAAACAUUUAGUUUUGACCUAUCUUACCAAAGCAGGUAAGGUAAAAAAAAAAAAAAAAAAAAAACAUCUCAGGGAUUUGCAUGAUUGUAAUUUUCAUCCGGUAGGCUUUGAGCCUCUGUCUAAAGGUUUACACGGUUGCUUUGGGACCAUAUGGGAAGUCACUGAUAGAUGCUGCGGAAUGCUGGACCUGUAAGACUCGGAAGGAAUUCCCACGGAAUUGCUUCAAACUCUUCAGUGUGUUGACUUAAUAUUGUGUGAAUUGUUUCAGUUGACAUAGUAAUUAUUUGUACCGGAUGCACCCAAAGCAAAUGACACCAUAUUGAGAUGUACUAUUUUCCAUGUCUUGUAUUUGUACAUAAGCAUUGGUUUAAUAAAAUACAGCCAAAAAGUCAUCUUUUGUGGGUGAACAUAAUUAGGAGUCACGUUUUGGAAUCUGGAUGAAUACUUUGCUAGUUUCUGUCAAAAGCAGCCUUUCUACACUUUAUCCGACGGUCCUUGAACGCAGCCCACUUUUCUUCUACGUCACAUAAUAUUCCUAACUAUCUUCGACUCUGCCACAGAUGGAUGUACAUUUCCUUUUCUUUUAUCGCCUCAUCUUUGCUCCCGAAUACAAAAAGUGCUUUGAGAUGGUGGAAGGAGUGAACCUGCUGAUGUUUGCUUUGCAUCAAAAGAUGUCUGUGUAUCUGGCAACCUCCGUCUGACGCUCAUUGUCUGAGCGACGUCCGACAUCAGAGUCAAGAGAUGCACACAGCAGUCGGAGUCCACAACAUCGGCAAAGGUCACCUCGGUAGAGAAAAGGUGAUGACCUGAC